Theobroma umbraticum is the source of this 2748-nucleotide messenger RNA. RefSeq names its product sieve element occlusion amino-terminus protein (gene SEOR1). Gene Ontology annotation, biological process: phloem development. The record is from RefSeq and is a predicted model, not a curated record. NCBI's taxonomy places the organism in Eukaryota, Viridiplantae, Streptophyta, Magnoliopsida, Malvales, Malvaceae.
UCUCCUCUUAUCUUCUGCACCCAAAACCCAAGUUUUCUUCUUGCCUUUCGUUUUUUCUGUAAUCUCCGAUGGCUCAGAAGGCAAACCCCGGUGCUCUUCAGGCACCAAUGAACGCACCCCUGAACAUUCCCGCUGCUGCUGCUCAGACACUCCUCCAUAACCCUGGUGCUGCCCACGCACUCUUGAAUAAUCCUGGUGCUGCUACUCAUGCACUCCUCACUACUGCUGGUGCAACUCAGCCACUCGUGAACAACCCUGGUGUUGGUCAGCAAAUCAACAGCAAUCCUGGUGCAAUUCAGCCACAUAUCAGCACUUCAGGUGCUAAUCAGCCAUUUAUCAGCAAACCCAGUGCUGCUCAGGUGCUCAUGAAGAGUCCUAGUGCUAGUCAUGCACUCAUCCGGAGUGACCGUGGGAGCAUGUUAAGUAUGUCAGAUGACAAUGUGAUGCUGAAGCAAAUUAUGACAACCCAUGCCCCAGAUGGCCGAGAAGUUGACGUCAGACCUCUUCUCUAUCUGGUUGAGGACAUUCUCAAUCGUGCCACCCAGCAUGUUGAUUUCCUUGUUAAGGGUACUCUAGCUCAAAUUGAAUUGGAAGAAAAAACCCAGCAAGCAAAUUAUAUAGCUAUGCUUGAAGCUCUAACGUUUAUCAUUGAUCGAAUUGCAUGCGAGCUAUCAUACAAAGCUAUGGGAGGUUCCGAUGCACAUGCAACAACAACAGCAAUAUUCAACUUGCUAUCAAGUUAUGCAUGGGAUGCUAAGCUAGUGCUGUCCCUAUCAGCCUUUGCCCUGAACUAUGGAGAAUUCUGGCUUCUUGCUCAGAUUUACUCAACAAACCAACUUGCCAAGUCAAUGGCAAUCCUGAAGCAACUACCAUCAAUCCUGGAACACACUGCUCCUCUGAAACCCCGGUUUGAUGCACUCAACAAUUUAAUCAGGACAAUGAUGGAUGUGACUAGAUGUGUUGUUGAGUUCAAGGAGCUACCAUCAAUGUACAUUUCACAGGAGGUACCGGCACUGGCCACUGCUAUGACCCAUAUCCCAACUGCUGUCUACUGGACCAUCAGGAGUAUGGUGGCUUGUGCAACCCAGAUUAGCAACCUCACUAGCAUGGGUCAUGAGUUUGCAAUAUCAACCGCAGAGUCGUGGGAGUUGUCCAGCUUGGCUCACAAACUCAAGAACAUAUAUGAACAUCUGAAGCAGCAGCUCAGUCUUUGCAACAAAUACAUAGAUGAAAGGAAAGAUGUUGAAACAUACCAGAUGCUUCUGAAUCUCUUUGACCCGACCGUGAUGCACAUUGACAACAUGAAAAUUCUCAAGGCCUUGAUUUAUGUCAAGGAUGAUAAACUGCCCCUUCUCGACGGUUCUACAAAGAGACAUGUUAGCCUAGACGUGCUGAGAAGGAAAAAUGUGCUCUUGCUCAUAUCAAGCCUGGACUUCUCCAGUGAUGAACUUGCGAUUCUUGAGCAGAUAUAUAAUGAGUCCAGGGUCCAUGCGACAAGGCUAGAGAGUCAGUAUGAGGUUGUUUGGAUUCCAGUUGUGGACCGUUCUGUUGUCCCAUUGACUGAUGAAAUUCAGACCAAAUUUGAGAACCUGCGAAGCACCAUGCCAUGGUACUCGGUGCAGGACCCUAAACUCAUAGAGAAGCCAGUCAUCAGGUUCAUCAAGGAGGUUUGGCACUUCAGGAACAAGCCAAUCCUUGUCGUGCUAGACCCUCAAGGGAAGGUGGUUUGCCCAAAUGCAAUCCACAUGAUGUGGAUUUGGGGAAGCAAUGCAUUCCCCUUCACUAGCUUGAGAGAAGAAGCUCUCUGGAGGGAAGAGACAUGGAGGCUUGAGCUGCUGGUUGAUGGCAUUGACCCAAUAAUCCUCAAUUGGAUUAAAGAGGACAAAUACAUUUUCUUGUUUGGAGGGGACGAUGUUGAGUGGGUGAGAAAAUUUGCAACCACAGCACGCAGUGUUGCUACUGCAGCUCGUAUUCCUCUAGAGAUGGUCUACGUGGGGAAAAGCAGCAAAAGGGAGCAAGUCAAGAAGGUGAUAGGAAUUAUCAAUAUGGAGAAGCUUAGCUACGCCUGGCAAGAUCAGGCCAUGGUGUGGUUCUUCUGGACCAGGUUAGAGAGUAUGCUGUUUUCCAAGAUUCAGUUAGGCAGGGCUGAUGACCAUGACCCCAUGAUGCAACAAAUCAAGAAGCUGCUUAGCUAUGAUAGAGAAGGUGGAUGGGCAGUGUUCAGCAGGGGGUCUAAUGUCAUGGUGAAUGGCCAUUCCUCCACAGUUGUGCCUGCAUUGGGAGGCUAUGACGAAUGGAAGGUGAAUGCGGCUGAAAAAGGUUUUGAAUUGGCUUUCAAGGAGUACCAUGACAGGCUCCAUGAUGUCGCUCACCCUUGCUGCCGCUUCGAGUUCCCGACCACCACAAGGAUCCCCGACAACAUGAGGUGCCCAGAGUGCCGCCGUAUCAUGGAGAAAUACACCACUUUCCUCUGCUGCCAUGAUGAGCAAGGUAUUCCAGGCUCACUGUUUUAAGCUGCAGGGAGGCUUCCCUGUUUUUCCCACUCCUAUUGCCUGCACUAAAUAAUGAUGUCCUGUAGGAUUGGGGCUCAAAUCUACAAUUUUCUUACAAACUUUCAAUUGGCCUGUUAAGGCUUGUGUUUGACAUGUACUGCCAAUGGCCACCAUGUAGCCAAAGCUGGCAACCAAUAAUAGUUUACAAUAUUUUAAUAAAAUAAUUAUGUUUGAUUACCUCAUUAUAUUUUGGAAA